AUGAAGUUCGCCGUCUUUACCAUCAUCGCCACCUCGGCCCUGAUGAUCACCGCCGUUCCCCUUGCGUCCCCGCAGAACAAGAACAUCGGGAAUCCUGCCCUCAAGAAGGGCAGUACGCCUUGUAGCCGACGUGGUGCUAGUUACGAAAACUGCAGACCGGGAUGCGGUGGUUCUGGUCCGAACCCUAAUCCGAGCCGUGGAUGCAACAAGAUCACCGGGUGCCGUGGAGGUCCUGGGGCUAAGAAAGGUGCGAAUAAGGCGCCUUGA
Molecule: messenger RNA, 267 nt
Organism: Colletotrichum siamense
Lineage: Eukaryota; Fungi; Ascomycota; Sordariomycetes; Glomerellales; Glomerellaceae
Gene: RALF
Product: Rapid alkalinization factor
Exons: 2
Coding region: 1-267 (88 amino acids)
Source: RefSeq, a predicted model, not a curated record